Aegilops tauschii subsp. strangulata is the source of this 519-nucleotide messenger RNA. Lineage: Eukaryota; Viridiplantae; Streptophyta; Magnoliopsida; Poales; Poaceae. The record is from RefSeq and is a predicted model, not a curated record.
AUGGUCGCGCCUCGACCGCGCCCGUGCCAUGCGCUCCCCUGCACCCGUGUGCCCGCUGUGCCCGCGUGGCCUGCCGCCCGUAGUCACCCGUCGGCCUCGCCGUGCUCCCGCUCGGCCCCUGGCGUCGCCCGCGCCCGCUCCGACUGCCCGCCACCUCGCCGGCCACCGCUCGCCCUACCUCGCACCGCAGCUGGCCACCGCAUCCCCACACCAUUGCCCCGCGCCGUCCCACUGCGCCUCGCUGCUCCGGCCACCGCACUGCUGCUGCCGCCGCGCCCGCUUCCCCCUCCGCUGCUCCCCCGCCAGCCGCUACCUCCCCUCGCGCCAGCGCUUGCCCCGCGGCCGGCCCUCGCCACCGCAGUUGUCCCUCUGCCGCCUCCCUUGGCCUGGCCGCCGGCGCCGGCGUGCGCCCAGCGCCCUCGGGCAUGCGCCCGCUCGGGUUGCGCCCGCACCCCCUGCACAUGGCGCCCGACGCCCGCUGCGCCCGCGCCCGUUGUCUCUAGUGCCAGCACCCGCUAA